CUGUUCGGCGCUCUCGCACCGGUGGAGGGAAGCGUCCAUCCUGCGCUCUCCAGCAGCUGCCGGAUGGUUGAACCCCCAAAAGUCGCCGUCAGGCAGCACUUGAGCUUUGGCUCUGGAGCGCGUCGGGGCGCGCAGAGCGGCGGCAGCGGGGAUGGACGGACGGCUGCGCGCCGCGGGCUGUGCGCUCCUGCGGGGGGAGACGUGGAAGGCGUGAGGAGCAUUAAAACGUCAGUUUGCAUUUAAUUCUUGCCUUCACGGAGGCUGGAGAGGUGCGGCUUUGCCUCCUGUCAGUAAUCCGCUUGCGGGGAGGAGCAGAGCAGACGCUCCACACUUGACAGGAGGGGAGUUUGAAGCCGGACGGAGACGCAGAGUUUCCCGUCCUCUGGUUCUGCUGCUGGAGGCUGGUAUGGACUGAGUUGGUGAAGCUGCUGGGUUUACUCUUCAUCAUGAGCGGACCGACGAAUGUCCAGUACCAGACGGGAGUCUAUGGAGAGAACAACAACAGCAGCUCCCCGCUGUCCAGCUGUGGGAAUUCGCCCAUCGUGUGUGACCGCUGCGGGGAGGUCUGUCGCGGGGAGGUGGUGCGGGUCAAGAACACACACUUCCACGUUCAGUGCUUCACCUGUCAAGUGUGCGGCUGUAACUUGGUGCACGCGGGUUUCUUCCACCACUCUGGUGAGUACAUCUGCACGGAGGACUACCAGCGGCUCCACGGGACUCAGUGUGACAGCUGCAACCAGUACAUCACUGGAGAAGUUGUGUCCGCUCUGGGAAGGACGUACCACUCACACUGUUUUGUCUGCAGCAUAUGCAGAAGUCCAUUCCCAAUCGGCGACAGAGUGACCUUCUGUGGGAAAAAGUGCGUGUGUCAGCAGUGCUCACAUUCUCUGAACAGCGACAAGCCCGUCAUGGUCCACGGACCGAGCUUAGCUCCGUCUGACAGAGGAAGUGUGGCUGCCAGCACAGGAAGAGAAAGGAAGGAGGAGAGAAAUGAGCAGAGAUUGGCAGACCAGAAAGACUGCGCAGGCUGUGGGGACGAGAUCAGACAGGGUCAGUCCCUGCUGGCCCUGGAGAGACAGUGGCACGUCAGUUGUUUUAAAUGCUGGACAUGCGGCUGCGUGCUCACUGGAGAGUACAUCAGCAAAGAUGGGAAACCUUAUUGUGAGACUGACUACCACACUCAGUUUGGGAUCAGGUGUGGGAGCUGUAACAGGUUCAUCAGCGGCAGAGUGCUGGAGGCUGGAGGGAAGCACUACCACCCCAGCUGUGCCAGGUGUGCACGCUGUCACAUGAUGUUCCUGGAAGGAGAAGAAAUGUACAUUCGAGGUUCAGAGGUUUGGCACCCCGUGUGUAAGGAAGCAGCUCGCUUGGAGAGAAAACUGAGGCUGAGACGGACCUCUGAGACGGCAUCGCUCUCCCCCUCAGGCUCGUCUCCUGUCCUCGGCUCACCUCACCGCCUCAUCUGUUCUAAAGCUAACAGUGACGUUUUGGACUACAAGCAUCUGGCAGCUUUGCCCAAAGUCAAAGCUCUGUAUGACAUCCAGAGGCCGGACAUCAUCCCGUUCCAGGCCAACCACACAAAGCUUUCAGUUGACACCUUGGAGAGAUACAACAGCGGUCAGUCCUUGGGCUCCUUAUCACCAUACUCUAAUGAUCUGUUGGAUGGAGUGGAUCUGAGAACGAGGCGUUCCUCCAGCUCCGCCUUCACCGACUCACCUGCACACAGUCGCCACGGAGGGUCCCCGCUACAUUACUACAUCCCAGGCAGUGAGAGUGGCAGGAGCUCACCUUAUUACAGUCAGCCAGAGCCCAGGUCCACCACCCCCACCACCUCCUCCACCUUCCAAGCCCUCAAGCAUUUCCAUGUUCCAGCUUCAGAGGAAACCAACAUCUACAGAAAACCCCCGAUCUACAAGAGACAAGACGUUUCCGCUUCUCCAACUGCCAGUAAGAUGAAGACCAACGAGAAUCAUGUCAAAUCCAACCACUUUUCCAACUACAACAACCUUUACCACACAGCCUCCAACUACUAUCCAUAUAUCGGCUCUCCUAAAGUCUCCAGGAUGAGGAGGUUUUCAUCUGGAGGAGAGGAGGACGGAUGGAAUCAAAACAUAAACAAGGGAAUUGGAAGGAUGAUCCUGAAGGAGGAGAUGAAGGCACGAUCAGCCUGUCACGAGAACGGCCACUGGGGAAGCACACGCAGCUCCCGAUGUAGCAGCAAGGAGGCGCUAAACCAUCUGGAGUACAGCUCUCUCAAUGGGUCUCCCAGAUCCAUCUACAGUGCAGACGCCAAUUCAUACACGUCCAAGUCUUCUUCACUCCCCGGCUAUGGCAGAAAUGGACUGAACAGGCCUGGAAGUGCGAAUGCGGAUUAUUACCAGUAUGACAGCAGUAAUGCAGUUAAUUGGCAGAUCAGAGAAUACAAAAUCUACCCAUAUGAAGCUCUUGUAGUGUCAGUGAGAGGACAACACCCCGUCCCUGCAGAUGUGGACCGAGCCCGAUUAGAGCGUCACCUUUCACCAGAUGAGUUUUACAGAGUCUUUGGCAUGUCCAUGUCAGCCUUUGACCGUCUCGCGCAGUGGAAAAAGAACGAACUGAAGAAACAAGUCCGACUCUUUUGAAGAAAAAAAAACCUGAAACAACAAAAUCUAUCUGACCUGGUGCUGGUCCAACAUCAACAGUGUGCUAUCAAAGUAGCUUCCACUCAAAAAUGGCUGGUCCUGGAAGUGUCAGCAGAAAAAUUCAUCAGCUUCCUGUUCUUGAUGUGCACUAGGAUUUCUUAAGCAAUACCUGUGAGGACGGCCAACUGGGCCGGACAAGGAAAAACUGGGUGAAAGGAGAAAAACGGAGCUGAAAACAGGACUUGGAUUUCAACUGACAUGCCAAAAAAAAAAAAAAAUGGGUG
Messenger RNA from Oryzias melastigma (Indian medaka), 2905 nucleotides. Its product is annotated as actin-binding LIM protein 3. The record is from RefSeq and is a predicted model, not a curated record. Lineage: Eukaryota; Metazoa; Chordata; Actinopteri; Beloniformes; Adrianichthyidae. Gene Ontology annotation, biological process: lamellipodium assembly; cytoskeleton organization; cilium assembly. The coding region runs from base 447 to 2621 and encodes 724 amino acids. Gene Ontology annotation, cellular component: stress fiber; actin cytoskeleton. The transcript has 24 exons. Gene Ontology annotation, molecular function: actin filament binding.